Akanthomyces muscarius is the source of this 3108-nucleotide messenger RNA. RefSeq lists its product as uncharacterized. Gene Ontology annotation, cellular component: cytoplasm. NCBI's taxonomy places the organism in Eukaryota, Fungi, Ascomycota, Sordariomycetes, Hypocreales, Cordycipitaceae. The record is from RefSeq and is a predicted model, not a curated record. The coding region runs from base 1 to 3108 and encodes 1035 amino acids. Gene Ontology annotation, molecular function: ATP-dependent chromatin remodeler activity; ATP binding. The transcript is spliced from 2 exons.
AUGGUCAACGAACGCGCACCACCCAAGUCUCUGGCCAACCGGCUUGCAGGAGACGGUGACGUUGGUCCCGCCAAAGCGAAAUCUUUGGACGACGAUGACGAUAUUAGCGCCAUCGUCAAUGGAUGGGCCUCGCUCAAGGCCAACGUCCGCGAAGGAACGAAAGCUCCGUUUCCCGAAGCUGCAAAGGUACCGCAGUUUGGGCAUCCGACGAAACUGGUGUCGUCUCGCAAGCAGAAGGCCGAUGUCUUUAUUCGUCAGACAACCCGCCCCGAACACCACAUUAGCAGCACCAAAGUCAAUGCUCCGAAGCCCCGCGCAUACGCCGAUCGCAAACCUCCUCCUCUACCCGUUUUCGACUCAAACCAGGUCAACAAGCCCGCCCGUGGCAAGCUUGGAGAGGAAAUAUUCUACACUGACCCGGAAAAGGCCAGUGCAGACCUCAAGGCUUUGCUUGAAGGUGGCAUGGAAGAUGAAGCUGAAGAAGAGCAGCCAGGGCCAGUCGCAGCUGAAACUGCUUUGGACGAAACGAAGACAGAAAAACCCAAGAAACAAGUAAAACACCGCAUAGGAAAAGAUGGCAGGAUAGACAGCCUGAAGGUGCGGCUGUUACCCCAUCAGGUGGAGGGUGUUGAAUGGAUGCUUGGCCGCGAACUCGGCCCGGUGAAGCGAGGUACCGUCCCCAAGGGUGGUCUGCUCGCAGAUGACAUGGGUCUUGGUAAAACUCUCCAGACCAUUUCUCUUAUUCUCUCAAACCCCAAACCGGAAAAAGGAUCGGAAAACUGGAAACCCCAAUACGAAAAAUCAGAAAAGACCACCUUGGUCGUGGCCCCGUUGGCCCUUAUUCGACAAUGGGAGCACGAAAUCAAUGACAAAGUGGAAAAAGCCACUGGAUUAAAGGUUCACGUCCAUCAUGGCCCGCAACGAACGAAGAAUUUCAAGGACCUCACGAAAUACAACGUUGUCAUCACGACAUAUCAGAUCUUGGUAUCGGAUCAUGGCAAUUCGUCAGAGGCCGAAGAUGGCAAGAAAACUGGCUGUUUUGGCCCGACAUGGUGGCGCAUUGUUCUAGAUGAAGCUCAUACCAUCAAAAACCGCAACGCUAAGACUACAAAGGCUUGCUAUGCUCUACGCUCAGAAUAUCGCUGGUGUUUGACUGGUACGCCGAUGCAGAACAACCUGGACGAAUUGCAGUCUCUUAUUAGGUUCCUGCGGAUCAAGCCAUAUGAUGAGCUGCGUCAGUGGAGGGAACACAUUGACCAGCCCUUGAAGAAUGGAAAGGGUCAUGUUGCCAUUAGACGCCUACACAGUGUUCUGCAGUGCUUCAUGAAGCGGCGCACAAAAGAUAUUCUCAAAGAAGAAGGAGCAUUGAAACCUGGAGGCAAGCUUGCUGAGGGUGAGGACGAGGACGACGAUCCAGGUCCUGGCUUCAAGCACACCGAGCGAAAGGUCAUUACUGUCUCCGCUGAGCUUUCUGCUGCAGAACGCCACUUCUACGAUCGCCUAGAAGACCGCACUGGUGAGAGUAUGAAACGCAUGAUGGAAGAGAAGCUCAACUACCUGAAUGCGUUUACUCUACUUCUACGCCUGAGACAGGCGUGUAAUCACCCGAAGCUUGUCGAGGGUAAAAUUGAGCAGGAUCGUGAUGCUAUGACUACCGACAGCAGCCAAGGCCAGAGUCAAAUUCAAAAGUCGCAAGAUACCGAUGUGAACGCCAUGGCAGAUCUCUUUUCUGGAAUGGGGAUAGAAUCCAAGAAAUGCAACAUCUGUUCUCUGGAGCUCAACAAAGACGAUGCUGCGAAAGGACUCAGAACUUGCUCAGAUUGCAAGGAAGACAUGGUUGAGUUUAAGGAAUUCGACAAGAACAACAAGAAAAAGAAGAAGACGAAAACGAAGAAUUCGACCAAGUCCGAAUCUAAAAAGCACAAGAAACGCCAGGCACAGCAAAACCAAAAGGCGACAGCGAGCCAAACAACUCGACGUCCACGGAACCGCAAUGCUAUCAUUGACAGCGAUGACGAGGAGGAUAACGACGAGGGUAGCUGGCUGGUUUCGGAUGGCGAACGAGGACCCUUGAAUCUGGGCAAGGCCGGAGGCGAAGACGAUGAGAAUGCUGCGGGACCAACUGAGUGGCUUCGAUCUGAGUCGGAAGAGUCUGAAGAUGAUGACCAGAGCAACCUGAGCAGCUUCCUCGUGGAUGACGAGAACGAUAAAAAGCCUGUGCAGCACAUGGAUGAUUCUCUUCUGUCAAUGGAUGCUUUGACUAGGCAGCUUGCGUCGCAGACACUGGAGGACAAGCCAUCUGCGGUCUUGCAAGCUUCUGCCACAGAUAGUGCAGACGAUGGCAGCUCUGAUGACGAAUCAUCUAGCUCUGUGUCCGGCGUUGACGAAUCGGAAUUGUAUUCCGACGACGACGAACUGUGUCCAACACCGGGGUCUAGUCAAAUUGCAGCUUCGGCCAAGAUUCGCGAGCUCAGCCGCAUCCUGCACGCUGAAGCCCAAGAGCACAAAUUCAUUGUCUUCUCCCAGUUCACGUCCAUGCUGGACCUGAUCGAGCCGUUUAUCCGCAAGGACGGCUUCAAAUUCACGCGCUACGACGGUAGCAUGCGCAACGACGAACGCGAAGAGAGUCUGCGCCGGCUCCGCGAGGACCGGAAGUGCCGCGUGCUUUUGUGCAGUCUCAAGUGCGGCAGUCUGGGUCUCAACCUCACAGCCGCCACCCGCGUUAUCAUUAUCGAACCCUUUUGGAAUCCUUUUGUCGAGGAACAAGCCAUCGACCGCGUCCACCGUCUGAACCAGACCGUGGAUGUUGUCGUCUACAAGCUCACCGUCGCCAACACGGUCGAGGAGCGCAUCAUUGACCUGCAGGAGAAGAAGCGCCUGCUCGCGGAGCAGGCCAUUGACACGGGCGCCAAGAAGGGCGCGCUCAAGCUCGGCCUCAACGAGAUCAUCGACAUGUUCAAGCCCGGCGGGCACUUUGGCAGCGGCACCGGGUCCGACGGCCUCGGCGAGCAGAUUCGAGCAGCGUCGCGCUUCGUGGGAGGCAGCGGUGGCGGCAAGAAGUCGCCGCCGAGACGAGAGGAGAGUUCUGUUUAUGGACGCCGUUGGUAG